This is a messenger RNA of Lotus japonicus, 1222 nucleotides long. RefSeq lists its product as uncharacterized. The record is from RefSeq and is a predicted model, not a curated record. The coding region runs from base 287 to 901 and encodes 204 amino acids. The transcript has 2 exons. Lineage: Eukaryota; Viridiplantae; Streptophyta; Magnoliopsida; Fabales; Fabaceae.
UAGUUUAAUUUUCGGUAUGUAAUUUUUUUUUUGAACGAGUAAAUAUUUUUUGUUAAUCCUUUCGGAUUGUUGUUCCCUGGAUUUUUAUUUCUGGAAUGUAUGUAGCAAUUGCAUUUCAUAAUCAAGGUUUUGGAAAUAAGUAAUUCAUCAGAUUCCUGAGAUUAAAUUCCAGAAGUGAGUGAUUAAUUUGAUUUCGUAAAUAAGUUUGCAGACUAAAAAAAUGACUUCUGAAAUCUAAAAUUUCCAGAAUAUGCUGACAUAAUACCAACCAUAUUUAAAUUUUGUUAUGAGUUUGUCACUAAAGUUUGAGAUUGAUGUUUUGUCACACAGAUUUGAUGUAAUUAGGAUGAUAGCACUAAAAGCCAAAAUCUGUGAGAUUGCACUCCCAGAUAUCAUACCAAUGUCUCCUUCUAAGGUAAAAACAAGGGGUAAAAUAAAGGGUGUUGCGCGAAGAUCUACCAAACAUGACUCUUCAAUUUUAGAAAAUUUCAGUGCUUCUAUGAAUUCAGUUCGUAAUAGCAUCUCCAUUGUUUCUUCAACCAAUGAUCCGACCAAAGCACCUAAACACACCAAGGAUAAAUCAACCAAGGUUAUCCCAUACAUUGAUCAAUUUCCUUCAGAGAUGCGUUGUUAUAUUGAUGACAUCGUUGAUGUCAUCUCAGAUGGGAAUUGUGGAUACCGAGCUGUUGCAGCAUCGUUGGGUAUGGGUCAAGAAAAUUGGGCUCAAGUUCGAAUUCAUAUGAUCAAUGAGCUUCAACAAUUUCAGGGAGAUUAUGUAUCACUUUUUGGAUCCAUUGAUCGGGUCAAGCAUCUAAUUGAUGCACUCAACAUCACUACUGGAAAGUUUGUGACUAAAGAAAAAUGGAUGACUAUUCCAGAUAUGGGUUUGUGGGACACGUAAACAAAUGUCACUUUGUGCAGGUUCAUUUAAAGAAUGAUCAUCUUAUGCCCCCUAUUGCCUUACAAUGGCGCACUCACUGUCAUGCUGAUGCUCUUUCUUGGGAGUUACCAUAUUUGAGACGCAUACAACAAUUUGAGAUGGAAAUAGCAAAACAACAAUCUAAGUCAAGUGUUUAUAUAGACAUUUUAGACGAUUGAAUUGAACUAUUAUAAGUUCAUCUAUGUAAGAUUUGUCUUGCUCUUUUUUAAUGAUGUUUUGAGCUUAUUAAGAAUGGUAGUUUCUCAUUGCCUUUCACUUAAUCUAUAUAUGAUUUUGCUUUAU